UGCCCGAUUGGUCAGACUUCAGAACCCUAGCGUCCAGUCCCACUCGCGCUCCUCUCCUUCGCUCUUGCAGCCGUCGCCGCGCUCCUGUCCUCCUCCGCCGCGCCGCCGCCGCUCGCCCUGCUCCCCAUCCUCGGCCCCACACCCGUCUAGGCGUCUCCUCCUCCUCCCCACCCCAUUGGCGGUCGGCAGUAGGAGCGCAGCUCGCUGCCGCCCCCUUGGAAGAGGUCCGGUUGCCUGCCCCACCACCACCCACCAGCAGGAGACCCCCGCCACCCCUCCAUCGCGUUCAUCGGAGGAGCGUCGUCAUCCAUUCACACAGCUGCUCCGCCCGAAGGCGUCACCAUAGACGGGAAGACUCGGUGUCGUCGCCGUCAUGCUCGCGUGCACCCGUCAGGAGGACUGCGGCCCUUCUCUCGCGCCGCUGGCGGGCGACCGGCGCAUCCAGGUCCCAGAGUGGCCCUCUCCGGCUCUCAACUCGGGGAGCCGCUGCUAUGAGCGCCGGAUGCCCUCGAGAUGGUCGGAGCUGUAGCGCCUCCAAUUCCGGCUCCAUCUCCACCCUUACAGAUGGUUUACGUCUUAACUGUCUACAACAAAAGGGAUAAGCAGCACUGCAUCCAGAUCCAUGUGCACCGUGAAAUUCCAGAUGGUAUCAGUGUGCCCACAGAACUCCAGAGUGUUGAUGAUUACCCAGACAACCAGUUCACAUUCAGUGUCAAGCACUUGGCUCCAAUAUCACUGACAUGCCUUAUGCCUCCAUCAUACCUGAGCCAUCAUCCUCCAUACUUCUUUCUCAGUGUACAGUGGUUGGAUACUGUGAAGGUCUCAACCCUUUGUCACAUGCUUGAAUCGAUUUGGGCACAUCAGUCUGCACAGGAAGUUGUUUUUGAGUGGGUGCAGGGCUUUACGCUCUCUCAUCUUGGUUUUGAUGGCGGGAUAAUCAUACGCAUGUCUGAUAGUACGAUGGCUCCUGUGGAUGCUCGGGUUGUUGGAGAGAUUCUGUCUGUAGAGGAUGUUGUUCAACGGUUGAUCAACUACGAUGAAGAGCAAUGCCUUGAAACAUUUAUUCGGGGCCUCCAUGUCUGCGCAAUUUGUUUCAGUGAGCACCCAGAUAAUUCAGAUGCUCCAUUUGAUUCUUGGAUACUCUCCCUGCUGCUCAUUUCACAACUACAUCUUCAUUGUAACUUAAAUUUGUUGUUUUGAAACAGUAAGGGAGAACACUACUGAUACAGUAUAUAUUGGACACUGAAUUGCUGCUCCAUGGAGCCAGGGCACCAUGAUUUAUGCACAAAUCAAACAAAAUUUUGGUACUGUUUUUUGAAA
Messenger RNA from Aegilops tauschii subsp. strangulata, 1320 nucleotides. RefSeq lists its product as uncharacterized. NCBI's taxonomy places the organism in Eukaryota, Viridiplantae, Streptophyta, Magnoliopsida, Poales, Poaceae. Gene Ontology annotation, molecular function: protein binding. The record is from RefSeq and is a predicted model, not a curated record.